This is a messenger RNA of Lepus europaeus (European hare), 983 nucleotides long. RefSeq names its product V-set domain containing T cell activation inhibitor 1 (gene VTCN1). The record is from RefSeq and is a predicted model, not a curated record. The transcript is spliced from 6 exons. The coding region runs from base 30 to 878 and encodes 282 amino acids. Lineage: Eukaryota; Metazoa; Chordata; Mammalia; Lagomorpha; Leporidae.
GGCUCCACGCACCCCAGCACCCAGCCGCCAUGGCUUCCCUGGGGCAGAUCAUCUUCUGGAGCAUUAUUAGCAUCAUCAUUAUUCUGGCUGGAGCAAUCGCACUCAUCAUUGGCUUUGGAAUUUCAGGGAGACACUCCAUCACAGUCACGACUCUCACCUCGGCCGGGAACAUUGGUGAGGAUGGAAUCCUGAGCUGUACUUUUGAACCCGACAUCAGGCUUUCUGAUAUUGUGAUCCAGUGGCUGAAGGAAGGUGUUGUAGGCUUGGUCCAUGAGUUCAAAGAAGGCAAAGAUGACCUGUCAGACCAGGAUGAAAUGUUCCGAGGCCGGACAGCAGUGUUUACAGAUCAAGUGAUAGUUGGCAAUGCCUCUUUGAGGCUGAAAAAUGUGCAACUCACAGAUGCUGGCACCUACAAGUGUUACAUCAUCACUUCUAAAGGCAAAGGGAAUGCCAACCUUGAGUAUAAAACUGGAGCCUUCAGCAUGCCAGAGGUAAAUGUGGACUACAAUGCCAGUUCAGAGAGCUUGCGAUGUGAGGCUCCUCGCUGGUUCCCCCAGCCCACAGUGGUCUGGGCGUCCCAAGUUGACCAGGGUGCCAACUUCUCAGAAGUUUCCAACACUAGCUUUGAGCUGAACUCGGAGAAUGUGACAAUGAAGGUUGUGUCUGUGCUCUACAAUGUCACAGUCAACAACACGUACUCCUGUAUGAUUGAAAAUGACAUCGCCAAAGCCACUGGGGAUAUCAAAGUCACAGACUCUGAGAUCAAAAGGCGGAGUAGCCUGCAGCUGCUCAACUCGAGGGCUGCCCCGAGUGUCUCCCCUCUCUCUGCCGUCGGCUGGCUGCUCCUGCCCCUCUCCUCUUACGUGAUGCUGAAAUAAUGUGCCCUGGCCGUACAUAGGCAUGCAAAGCCACUGGGGCCACAGAAUCCCAGGAAUCUACAGAACAAUUUUACCAGAAGAUAUGACCUAGUUUUAUAUUUCUAU